This is a messenger RNA of Syzygium oleosum, 910 nucleotides long. Its product is annotated as ATP synthase subunit delta', mitochondrial-like. Lineage: Eukaryota; Viridiplantae; Streptophyta; Magnoliopsida; Myrtales; Myrtaceae. Bases 104 to 736 code for a protein of 210 amino acids. Gene Ontology annotation, molecular function: proton-transporting ATP synthase activity, rotational mechanism. The transcript is spliced from 2 exons. Gene Ontology annotation, biological process: proton motive force-driven ATP synthesis. The record is from RefSeq and is a predicted model, not a curated record.
ACUCCCAAAUCGCACUUCUUCUUCUUCUUCUUCUCCUGCUUCUCCUCCUCCUCCUCCUCCUCCGACCCUGCGAGAGCCGAGCGAACUCCGACCUUCCGCCGCCAUGUUCCGGCACGCCGCCAAGCUCCUCCACCGUCCCGUCCCGGCCGCCGCCGCCGCCGCCGCGAGGGGGGCCCCGUCCCGCCCCUUCUCCGCGGAUCUCCCUGCGGCGGAGGCUGCGGCGGCGGACGCCGCGUUCGUGGAGGCGUGGAAGAAGGUGGUCCCCAACAUCGACCCGCCCAAGACCCCUCUCUCCUUCAUGCAGCCGAGGCCCGCCACUCCGUCCGCGAUCCCGUCCAAGCUCACGGUCAAUUUCGUCCUCCCGUACGCCUCGGAGUUGUCCGCAAAGGAGGUGGACAUGGUCAUAGUGCCAGCAACAACAGGACAACUUGGUGUUCUUCCUGGACACGUGCCAACUAUUGCUGAACUAAGGCCUGGACUUAUGUCGGUUCAUGAUGGAAAUGAUGUGACAAAGUACUUUGUUAGCAGUGGCUUCGCAUUCAUCCAUGCAAACUCAUAUGCAGAUAUUAUCGCUGUUGAGGCUGUGCCGAUUGAUAGAAUUGAUGCAAACCUGGUCCAGAAGGGGCUUGCCGAGUUCACCCAAAAAGUGAACUCAGCCUCGACUGACUUGGAAAAGGCUGAAGCACAAAUUGGAGUGGAUGUGCAUAGCGCUCUCAACUUGGCUCUAACCAGUUAGGGCUUCGAACCUUAGGGCCGCUCUCGGUUGGUCAUUUUCAGCAUUACCCUUCUUUUGUUUAAUGUGAUCUGGCUUGAGGAGAGAUGUUUCUGACAUUUUGUACUGGUUAAAUCCCGCAUGAAAAUUCCUUUGAUGAAAUAAUCCUCAAGUAAAUUGUUUUUUUGGCUUUCGGAA